AUGACUUCGAGGUUCAAUCGCGAAAAAUUCUCUAAUCGCGCAACCGUCAAGGUUCCCGAAGACACUGCUGCACAGGACAUCCAGAACGAUCAACAGGAAUCCUUUACCAACUUGGAAUCUAAGGCACAGCGCGAACCUGCCUCGCAGGGCACUCAGGCCUCAAGUGGAAGCGCCCAACCCUUGACUUGGGCGGCCCCUGAAACCGCCGAACGGCGUGGUACCAGAUACUCGCUCACCCAUGACGACCUGGUCGAUCCGGACGAGUAA
Messenger RNA from Aspergillus melleus, 267 nucleotides. RefSeq lists its product as uncharacterized. NCBI's taxonomy places the organism in Eukaryota, Fungi, Ascomycota, Eurotiomycetes, Eurotiales, Aspergillaceae. Bases 1 to 267 code for a protein of 88 amino acids. The transcript is spliced from 2 exons. The record is from RefSeq and is a predicted model, not a curated record.